Mesorhabditis belari is the source of this 1749-nucleotide messenger RNA. NCBI's taxonomy places the organism in Eukaryota, Metazoa, Nematoda, Chromadorea, Rhabditida, Rhabditidae. The record is from the annotation of a GenBank genome assembly.
AUGACGCUGAAACAAAUCGUCGCACAAAAAGUCUUGAAUGAUGUGAUACGACCGCUGAAGAAGAAAGCCGGAUGGAAUGUUCUUGUGUUGGAUCGUCUCGCAAUGCGGAUGCUAUCAGCCUCGUGCAAGAUGCACGAUAUGCUCAGCGAGGGAAUCACCAUUGUCGAGGAUUUGAUGAAGAAUCGUGAGCCAUUGCCGACCCUUGACGCUAUCUACUUGUUGGCCCCUACACAAGAAUCGGUGAAUCGUGUGAUCGGAGAUUUCACGGUGAGGAAUCAAUACAAAUGUGCCCACGUCUUCUUCACCGAGGCUUGCCCCGAUCAACUUUUCUCGACGCUCUCCAAGUCGGCCGCAUCACGAUUUAUCAAAACUUUAAAGGAGAUCAACAUUGCUUUUACACCAUAUGAAUCACAAGUCUACACUCUUGAUUCGCCUGACACAUUUCCGCUCUACUUUAAUGCGCAAAAACAAGGAGGACUUACUUCGAAUCUCGAGAGAAUAGCCGAACAAAUUGCUACCGUUUGUGCCACACUUGGGGAAUAUCCAUCAAUCAGAUAUCGAGCCGAUUUUGAACGAAAUGUGGAGUUAGCGCAUCUCGUCGAACAAAAACUUGACGCGUACAAGGCUGAUGAUCCGACGAUGGGCGAUGGAAACGAAAAGGCCAGAUCACAGCUCAUUAUCAUAGAUCGUGGCUUUGAUGCGGUAUCUCCUUGUCUACACGAGCUCACUCUUCAAGCAAUGACCUACGAUCUACUUGGAAUCGAGAACGAUGUCUACAAGUAUGAGACUGGUGGAAACGAAAGUGUUGACAAAGAGGUUCUACUUGAUGAGAAUGACGAUCUUUGGGUGGACAAUCGACACAAGCACAUCGCCGUCGUUUCGCAAGAAGUGUCUAAUGGACUUAAGAAAUUCUCCGACUCAAAGAUGGGAAUUACGGACUCGAAAAGCAUCAAGGAUUUGUCGAUGAUGAUCAAGAAAAUGCCGCAAUACCAAAAGGAACUCAACAAAUUCAGCACACAUUUCCAUCUGGCUGAAGAAAACAUGAAGUACUACAAGAAUGGUGUUGACAAACUUUGCAAAGUGGAACAGGACCUUGCAAUGGGCGCUGAUGCGGAUGGUGAACGCGUGAAAGAUCCGAUGAAAUUGAUGGUGCCCGUUCUGAUCGACCCAGCUGUACGCCUUGAAGAUCGACUUCGCAUAAUUCUGCUCUACAUCCUCAGCAUUAAAGGAAUCAGCGAAGAAAAUCUCAACAAACUCCUCCAACACGCAAACGUCUCGAUGGCCGAGAAGGAAACUUUGACUAACGCCGCUUAUUUGGGCCUAAAUAUGAUUAUUGAUCAAGGCCGAAAAAAGGUUUGGGUUCCAACUCGACGCGAAAGACCAAAUGAGCAAAUUUAUCAAAGCAGCAGAUGGGUUCCAAUUGUUAAGGACAUCGUUGAAGAUGCGAUUGACGACAAAUUGGAUCUGAAGCAUUUCCCCUUCUUGGCUGGUAGACAAGUCAACACUGCGUAUCGCGCUCCCACCUCGGCUCGUUAUGGUCAAUGGCACAAGGAACGCGGACAAGGGAAUACGCAAAGAUCCGGGCCCCGUGUGAUUGUGUUCAUCAUUGGUGGCCUCACUUAUUCGGAGAUGCGUGCUGCUUAUGAGGUGACACGUGAGAAGAAACCGUGGGAAGUUAUCAUUGGCUCUGAUCAAAUCAUUACUCCCGAUCGCUUCCUCACUAACCUGAAAGAGCUGAAGACAAAAGAU